Molecule: messenger RNA, 1698 nt
Organism: Ostrinia furnacalis (Asian corn borer)
Lineage: Eukaryota; Metazoa; Arthropoda; Insecta; Lepidoptera; Crambidae
Product: la-related protein 1-like
Exons: 9
Coding region: 508-1677 (389 amino acids)
Source: RefSeq, a predicted model, not a curated record
AAUUAGAAGUCACAGCCUUCCGUAAGUUCCGUGUGUGUUGCGGAAAAAUCCCUUUUUGGGCGUCCGACCACAUGUGAGGAUAGUGAACAAAAUAUGGUUCUUUAGUGAUUUUCUGUUCGGAAAAACGUAUUUGAGAGUGAUUUGUUGAGGAUAUCGAUAGAUACAACGUGCCCGUAUCGUGUAGUGCCCCAGAAGAGUUGGAAUUGGACGACGGAAGUGAAUUUUUCGAUGUAAAUACGGUCCAUCCAGGGUCAGUCCGGUGUGCCCCCAGAAGUCCGCGCAUAUUUUUCGGCUGUCGUGUGUUACGUCGCGGCCGUUCGUCUCGCACGUUAUUUUCUGAGCGUUCGACCUUCGCUCGGUGCGGUCAGGUCGCGUGUGGUGUGCGUACUCGAUUGAUUGGUUAGAUCGGCAGCAUGCCGUCUUGUUGAUGAGUAUGGCGGCGCGCUCGUGAUCCUGUGUCGGCGCGGAGCGCGCGCCCGGCUUACAUAACGAAGGCAGAGCGGCGGGAUGGCCACUCGCGUGUCGGCGGAGGCCGCGGGGCCCUCGUACGCGUCAGUGCUGAACUUUAGAGGAGGCGAUAGCAACAAGGAGAACAUAGAGGCGGCCCCGGGAGAGGUCCCGGAGUUGCCUCCGCGGGCCGGCGACGACGAGGAGGAGGAGGGCUUCGUGCCGGUGAUAGCGCACAGGGGCCGGCCGGGCAAGAGUCGCAGGGAGCGCGAGCGCAGGGCUCCGCCGCGGCCGCACAAGGCGCCUUCGCAGCACGCGGAGCCGCAGGCGGCCUCGGAGCAGCAGCAGGCCGCCACGGACGCGCAGCCCAAGAAGUUCGUGGAGGCUCCCAUCCCCAAAGUCAACCCUUGGCAGGUUCGCGGUGGGAGCACCGGCGCUCCGCCCCCCGCGGCGCCCGCGCUUGAAGAGAAAAGGUCCCCGCUGCAGCCGCAGCAGCAGGGAAGGGCGCAGCCCCCGCCAGAGCCUGUGGCUGCGCCCGCGCCGAAGCCAGCCGUCGUGAAACCGAAGACGUCCAAAAUUGUACAGAAGGCGUCCGACUUCACCGACAUCGGCGACUGGCCGACGCUAAGCGCGGCGGUGGCCGGCGCCCGUUGCCACUCGACGCCGCCGCCCCAGGAGGCUGAUUCGUCGCAUCACAACGGAAACGCGGACCAGGACCGCAAGCCUCUAGAGGAGCACCACCACCAGCCGCCGCCUAGAACGGAGAAGGUGGAACCAGCUGUCAACCACCAGCCGCACGCCGAGAAACCAUACGACAAACACAAUGACAAGUCCAAGCCACCGGGUCCGGGCAAGGGCAGCAGUAAAUCCGGCAAGCACAAGUGGGUGCCGCUAGACAUUGACGUGAAGGCAGCGCGCCCCGGCAAGCACGCGCCGCCGCACACAGCAAGACCCGAGCAUGAACCUCACACACGUACGGACCACUCACCAGAGCGUAACCAGUUCACCGGUCACUCACAACGCAGCACACAUCAUCAUCAUAACGACACGGUAUCCCUCAACGGCGAGGACACGAGGGGGCGUGGUUCUACCAGGGGGCGGGGCGGGGUGGCGCGGGGGCGGGGCGCGCGGCGCGGCCGGCCCGCCUCCGCCGCGCCCGUCCCGCCGCACCCGCACCGGCCCGCCUACCACCACGAGUACCACCACGCGGACCUGCAGCAGGUUAGUUAACUACGUACUGAAGAAAGAAAC